CUUAACUGCUGACAGUCUAAAGAGUGAUUAUUCAGUAUUUUGUUUUUCAUGCCGAUGUGUCGGAAAUUACUCCUAGUAUUUAGACAUGUCAAUCAGCCAAGCUGACGCUGAUGAAGAAUGUCUAGUUUUUCCUGCAAUAACUAAAAAUUAUUCAGAAGUAAAAAAUACGGAUGGAUUAUCAGUGGAAUUAAACAAUACACCACCCAACCCAAACUCUUUUUCUCGACCUCUACGUUCCACUUUAAAAACAAAAUCGAAGUUCGAAUCCGAAAAAAUCAGACAAACUGGUUAUAAUAGCUCAGAACGAAAUAAUAAACUAUACGCAGUAACUACUAGAGGACAAAAAAAUCCUGACAGCUCAAUCCAUAUGAUUUAUAAAUUCGACUCUAUGGAGAAAAACAGUGCUAUGAAAAAUCAAUUCCCAACCCUUAAAAAUGACAUGGAAGUAUGUGAUUCGGAUCAAACCACUCCAUGUGGAUCUAAAGAGCAUUUAAAGAGGCCUUCUAUACAACAGUUAAGAAAGUACUCGGUCGUGGAUCCGAAUACUCUUAAGUUUAUAGAAGAUCCAUCAAGAAAAUCAGGAGAUUAUGGAAUAUGCAGUGCCAUUUUAAUUACAAUUUCAUACUUAUUCAUACUUAUUACAUUUCCUUUCUCGUUAUUUUUCUGUAUUAAAGUUGUAGCUGAAUAUGAAAGAGCAGUUAUAUUUCGAUUAGGACGAAUUCUGCCUAAAGGUGCUCGUGGACCAGGACUUUUCUUUAUUGCACCAUGUAUUGAUUCAAUUCGUAAAGUUGAUUUACGAACUGUAACAUUUGAUGUUCCGCCUCAAGAGGUUCUUACGAAAGAUUCAGUAACAGUAGCUGUAGACGCGGUAGUUUAUUAUCGUAUAUAUAAUCCUGUCGUAGCCAUAACAAAUGUUGAAGAUGCUGAUCGAUCAACACGCCUACUAGCAGCGACUACAUUAAGAAAUGUUCUAGGUACAAAGAAUUUAGCUGAGAUUUUAUCUGAACGUGAAUCGAUUUCAACAUCUAUGCAGACAAUGCUUGAUGAUGCAACUGAUCCAUGGGGCGUGAAAGUAGAACGUGUUGAAGUAAAAGAUGUACGUUUACCUGUACAACUUCAAAGAGCUAUGGCCGCUGAAGCUGAGGCUACAAGAGAAGCACGUGCUAAGGUGAUUGCUGCAGAAGGUGAAGAAAAAUCAUCUGUUGCAUUAAAACAAGCUGCUGAUGUAAUUAAAACAUCACCAUUUGCAUUACAAUUACGUUAUUUACAAACAUUAAGUGCCAUUUCAGCUGAAAAAAAUUCUACAAUUAUAUUUCCACUUCCAAUUGAUAUGUUAGUUAAUUUAUUUCAUCGAUAAAAUUACAUCAUCAAAUCAAUAAAUCAAUAAAUCGAUAAAUCAAUAAAAUAAACAUCCA
This is a messenger RNA of Schistosoma bovis, 1415 nucleotides long. The record is from the annotation of a GenBank genome assembly. NCBI's taxonomy places the organism in Eukaryota, Metazoa, Platyhelminthes, Trematoda, Strigeidida, Schistosomatidae.